Mycosarcoma maydis (corn smut) is the source of this 1440-nucleotide messenger RNA. RefSeq names its product tryptophan amino transferase (transaminase). Lineage: Eukaryota; Fungi; Basidiomycota; Ustilaginomycetes; Ustilaginales. The record is from RefSeq and is a predicted model, not a curated record. The transcript is spliced from 2 exons. Bases 1 to 1440 code for a protein of 479 amino acids. Gene Ontology annotation, molecular function: pyridoxal phosphate binding; transaminase activity. Gene Ontology annotation, biological process: biosynthetic process.
AUGUCCUCGGCCACAUCGCCAGCGCUCGACUAUGCUUUGCUGCUCUCUUCGUCGGCGCGUAACCGCAUGCCCUCUGCCAUUCGCUCGCUCUUCCCCGCCGAGCUGAUCCCUGGAAUGGUCUCGCUGCUCAGCGGCAAACCCAACUCGGAAACCUUUCCAUUCCAGCGCAUCUCGCUCGAACUCAAACCGUCCAUCCAUCUAGAAGGCCAAACUGAGACCGUGUCGAUCGAAGGAUCCGAUCUCGACAUUGCUCUGCAGUACUCUGCCACCAGCGGUCUCCCCAAACUCGUCGACUGGAUCAUCAAAUUCCAGUCCAGGGUACACGCCAGGAAACAGGUAGACGAGGGUAACAAGCCUGGUGAGGUGUGGCGAUGUUCGUUCGGUAACGGAUCGCAGGAUCUGUUGACAAAGACGUUUGAAGCGUUGGUGGAUGCGGGUGAUUCCGUGGUGUUGGAGUCGCCCGCCUACUCGGGCAUCCUGCCAAGCUUGGUUGCGCACAAAGCGAACUUGUUUGAAGCGGAAACGGAUGCUGAAGGUGUAGAGCCGACGGCGUUGGAUACACUAUUGACCAACUGGAAGACAGAUAGCGCUACGCGCGAUUCACGCUUCCCCAAGUUCCUCUACACAACACCCACCGGUGCCAAUCCAUCCGGAACGUCGGCUUCCGACAAUCGAAAACGAGCAAUCCUGGACAUCAUUCGUAAACACAACCUGUUGCUACUCGAAGACGAUCCGUACUACUUUCUCAGUUUCCAAGGUCUCGAACCAGGUGCGGACGCAGUCAAACGUACCAGAGGAAAGAGCUACUUCCAGCUCGAAGCGCAGGACGACUAUGGUGUAGGCAGAGUGGUUCGAUUCGACAGCUUCAGCAAGAUCCUCAGUGCCGGAUUGAGGUUAGGCUUUGUCACGGGUCCGAAAGAGAUCUUGGAUGCCAUCGAUCUGGAUACUAGCAGUCGUAACUUACAGACAAGCGGGACGAGUCAAGCCAUCGCCUACGCCCUGUUGAGCAAGUGGGGAAUUGAUGGCUUCUUGCACCAUGCUGAUAACGUUGCUCGAUUCUACCAGAACCGACUGGAACGUUUCGAAGCAUCAGCACAAGCCAUCCUCACCGGCUCACCCUCCAUCGCAUCCUGGGUGCGUCCAUCAGCCGGAAUGUUCCUUUGGAUCAAACUCAAGCUUCCCCCCUCCCCUGACUCUGCGGAGGGCGACUCAUUCGACCUCAUCAGCAACAAAGCCAAGGCGGCUGGAGUCCUCGCGUUGCCCGGUGUAGCUUUCAAACCACCUUCCUCGUCGAGUACCGGCGGAAAAAGAAAGACGAGCGCGUACGUGCGUACGUCCUUCAGCCAAGUACCGCUCGACCAGGUCGACACCGCCUUCACUCGCCUCCGUCAAGUAGUCGAGGAGGCUUGGCGCGAAGCGGGGCUCCAGAUUCCUGCCUAG